AUGAGAGAAAUCAUUUGCCUCCAGAUCGGGCAAUGUGGAAAUCAAGUUGGAGAAAAGUUUUGGGAUAUUAUUGGACAAGAACAUGGAUUAUCUCCAGAUGGUAUAUUUAAUGGAAAUAAAUUACAACAACAAAGACUAAACGUUUAUUUUAGUGAGAGUUCUACUAAAAGAUAUGUCCCAAGAUCAAUCAAUGUCGAUUUAGAACCAGGUACUCUUGACACUAUUAGGUCUGGUAAAAUGGGACAUUUCUUUAAACCAGACUCAUUUAUUUUUGGUCAUGGUGGGGCUGGAAAUAAUUGGGCUAAAGGUCAUUAUACUGAAGGAACUGAAAUUUGUGAAACUAUUAUGGAAAGUGUGAGAAAAGAAGCAGAGGCUUGUGAAUGUCUUCAAGGAUUCCAAGUUACUCAUUCACUUGGAGGAGGAACAGGAUCUGGUCUUGGAACGUUAUUAUUAAGUAAAUUAAAAGAUGAAUUUUUUGAAAAGGUUAUUUCAACCUUCUCAGUAGUUCCAUCACCAAUUGUUAGUGAAACUGUUGUAGAGCCAUAUAAUUGUACAUUGUCAGUUCACAAAUUACUUGAAUCUUCUGGAGUCACUUUUUGUUUUGACAAUGAGGCCUUAUUUAAAAUUGCUUCAGACAUUAUGAAAGAACCAAAACCAUCAUAUGAAUCAUUAAAUUCUUUAAUAUCUUCAGUUAUGUCUGGAAUUACUUGUUCAUUGAGAUUCCCAGGUCAAUUAAAUCAAGACUUAAAGAAAUUAACUGUUAAUAUGAUUCCAUAUCCAAGAUUACACUUUUUCUCAUCAUCUAUUGCUCCAGUUUCAAGUGCCCUUUCAAUGCAAUAUGAAAGCUUAAGUGUACAAGAAAUUAUUCAACAAUUGUUUGAUAGAAAGAAUAUGAUGGUGGAUCUAGAUCCAGCUAGUGGAAAAUAUUUAACUGCAUCAUGUAUUAUGAGAGGAAAAGUAUCAACUCAUGACGUAGAAGAACAAUUAUACAAAAUAAGAGAAAAGAAUCCUGACGCUUUUGUUCCAUGGAUUCCAAAUAACAUGCAAUUAGCUGUUUGUGAUAUUCCAUCAAAAGGAUUAAAUUUGUCAGGAACAUUUAUCGGAAAUUCUACUUCUAUUAUGGAUUUAUUCCAAAGAGUAAAUUCUCAAUUUUUGUCUAUGUUCAAGAGAAAAGCUUUCUUACAUUUAUACACAGAAGAAGGUAUGGAAGAGAGUGAGUUUAGUGAAGCUACUGCUGAUCUUAUGGAUCUCGUUAAUGAAUAUCAUCAAUACGAUAAAGCAUCACCAGAGGUCGAUGAUGAACAACCAGAUCAAGAGGGUGAAUUAUUAACUGAAGUCCAUGAAGAUUCUUUAGCACAUUCUCCGACAAAUCAAGUCUAA
Molecule: messenger RNA, 1380 nt
Organism: Entamoeba dispar SAW760
Lineage: Eukaryota; Evosea; Mastigamoebida; Endamoebidae
Product: tubulin beta-4q chain, putative
Exons: 1
Coding region: 1-1380 (459 amino acids)
Biological process (GO): mitotic cell cycle; microtubule cytoskeleton organization
Cellular component (GO): cytoplasm; microtubule
Molecular function (GO): GTP binding; GTPase activity; structural constituent of cytoskeleton
Source: RefSeq, a predicted model, not a curated record